AUGUACCGUGGAUAUUGGGCCUAUCCGUACCGCUUCCACGCUGGCCCCUCUCGCUUCGUCUGGUUCUCAUUCGGCGCAAUAGUCGCCACAAUAUGGGCUAAACGGAUGGAAUGCUAUACUCAAGGCCGCUCUUACGGGCAUUGCUACCGCGUGCCACCACAUUACCUUCCUCCGCCCACACCACCGACACCACGCACGCCUGAAACUACCGAGGAACCAAGUCGCUGGAGUGCCGACGUCUCGAAUGUCUCGAGCAUGGUCAAGGGCCUUCCGCAGACGAUCAACAACAUCCCGCCGGCAGACGAUUCGGGGUUGCCAAGGUCAUUCGGCGAGAGAUUGCAGCAGGAGAAGUGGGAGGAAGAGAAGGAGCGGAUGCUGGAGCUGGGCAGGCAGGCAGGCGAUAGUAUGGCCGAGAUAUCCGAAGCCACAUUGGACUCCGUGUUGAGCGCUAUCGAAGCCUUGAAGAAUAAAGUGACCAUGCAUAGAAUCCAGAGAGAAGAACAGCGCAAGAAACUCGAAAAGGAAGUUGAACAGGAGAAGUCCAAGCCCUUCCGCUGGGUAUAA
Molecule: messenger RNA, 564 nt
Organism: Pleurotus ostreatus (oyster mushroom)
Lineage: Eukaryota; Fungi; Basidiomycota; Agaricomycetes; Agaricales; Pleurotaceae
Exons: 3
Coding region: 1-564 (187 amino acids)
Source: RefSeq, a predicted model, not a curated record